AUGCACGCCACCUUGACCACCGUCCUCACCUGUGCCGCCGCCGCCUCGGCAGCGGCCGUGGUGCAGCAGCCGCGCCAGGAGACGGGCAUCCUGGCCGAGAUCACGGCCUGGAAGGCCAUCAGCAGCUGCGCCGACGACGCCAACGCCCCCGACUUGUCCUUUUACAUCACCAACUCCUCCGUCGCCGGCUGCGUCCAGCUGCCCUACGUCGUGGAGAGCAUCCAGCUCGCCGCCCUGCACCAGGGCCCCUACCUCGUCUCCUUUUACACCGACUACGACUGUGCCAACGUCACCCGCGGCACCACCGUCUCCGAGGUUGGCAACUGUCUGCACAGCAACAUUGGCCCCUGGGCUUCCCUCGAGAUCACCACUUACUAA
Pestalotiopsis fici W106-1 is the source of this 378-nucleotide messenger RNA. RefSeq lists its product as uncharacterized. The record is from RefSeq and is a predicted model, not a curated record. NCBI's taxonomy places the organism in Eukaryota, Fungi, Ascomycota, Sordariomycetes, Amphisphaeriales, Sporocadaceae. Bases 1 to 378 code for a protein of 125 amino acids. The transcript has a single exon.